This is a messenger RNA of Lycium barbarum (goji berry), 741 nucleotides long. RefSeq lists its product as uncharacterized. The transcript is spliced from 3 exons. The record is from RefSeq and is a predicted model, not a curated record. Bases 1 to 741 code for a protein of 246 amino acids. NCBI's taxonomy places the organism in Eukaryota, Viridiplantae, Streptophyta, Magnoliopsida, Solanales, Solanaceae.
AUGACAUGGUUUGAAGAUGGUGAUAAAAACUCCAAAUUCUUCCAUGCACAUGUAAAUGGGAGAAGAAAUAUGCUGCAGCUUAGAAGAAUGCAAAACAGUCAGGGUCAACGGUUGAAAGAAGAAGAAGACAUGGCUGAGAAAGCUGUGAGAUUCUUUCAAGCACAGUUUCAUGAAACUGUCCUGAUGGAUUUUCAGGCCUAUUCUUUCAAUCUUGCUGGGAUAUUGUUGGAGAUGAUAUUUUCAACAUGGUGUGGGACUUUUUCAGAGAAUCAAGCAGGAUUUGUAAAAGGGAGGAGCAUUGUAGAAAACAUUCUUUUAACACAGGAGAUCAUUACAGAUAUAAGGAUUAGAACUACAAGAAACAAUAAGCAAGAUGUUCCUAAUGUAGUUAUGAAGCUUGACAUGACAAAGGCUUAUGAUAGCUUGUCUUGGAUAUUUCUUACUAAUGUUUUGAGGAAAAUGGGUUUUUGUGAGAGGUUUAUUAGUUUCAUUUUUGAAAUCACUGGCAAUAACUGGUAUUCUGUUCUUUUGAAUGGACAACCUCAUGGUUUUUUCCAUUCAACUAGAGGUGUCAAGCAAAGUGAUCCAUUGUCAAGUACAUUGUUCAUUUUAGCUGCUGAGGUAUUGCCAAGAAGCUUAAAUUCAUUGCAUGAUAAUCCAUGGUUCUGUGGAUUUGGUUUACCAAAGUGGAGUCCUCUUAUAAACCACUUAGCAUAUGCUGAUGAUACCAUCAUAUUUUAA